This is a messenger RNA of Mya arenaria, 1521 nucleotides long. RefSeq lists its product as uncharacterized. The transcript is spliced from 2 exons. Lineage: Eukaryota; Metazoa; Mollusca; Bivalvia; Myida; Myidae. Bases 13 to 1008 code for a protein of 331 amino acids. The record is from RefSeq and is a predicted model, not a curated record.
UUUAGAUGCGAGAUGUCGGGAAAUAUCAAUAUCAAUUUUACCGUGAUAUUUCUGUUGAUAUUAUUUAUUCUUCAUGGUGUGCGGGCAUGGACUAUGUCGUCGUCGUUCAACGCCACGGGCUCGGACAACGGACUUUACGUGGAAUAUGCAUUCGCCGAAACACCGCCCUCACAGGUGCACUGCAGCUUUGACAUGAACAACGAUGAGGUGUACUUUAUGAACGUCACCACGGAAACCUUUAAGUUCAUUGACAUACACUACGAUACAUUCGGAUAUUACGACCUGGCUCUCAUUUGUGGCGAGGACUCCUUUGAGAUUGCCCAUGAACUUGACAAGUACAUCGGUACUGAAAUAUCUGGGGUAGACAUAAGCAAUAAAACACGAGAUAUUUUCAUUGGUGUUACAGACGCUGAAAUUUUAGACGGAAAGGAUAUAUACUUCAAUGUAGAAUUUGAAGCAGGCUUAGAUGUCACAAUUAACGUAACAGUCAAUGGGCAUACUCAAAACAAAACUGUUGCGGCCAAUGGUUCCCACAUCUUUAUACUCGACGCCGCAUGGUUCUCAAACGGUCUAUAUACAGUGGAAGUUUCUCUGGAUAAUCCCAUAUCCACAGUGAUACAGACAAACGCCAUUAUAGCAGUACAAACCGGCAUUGAGAUAUUGGCCUCCUCCUUGGUCGAGUACCUGGCCCCACCAUAUGCUGUUUCGGCAGAUCGGCGAUUCAACGUAGCUCUUGAUUUUAAACAAGGCGAAAACGUUUCGAUUGUAUGCAUGAUAAUAGACUCCGAACAGCACACUCAACAACUUGAGGCGGAAAUUUUGACAGGGCAGGUGACUGGCACUCAUAACUUCAUGUUCCUCACGUCGCUCAUUGGAAACUAUUCCCUUGAAGUGGAAGUAUCAAACUAUGUGAGCAGCUACCAGAGUACCUUUAACUUGGAAAUAAAAUCAAAAAUCAUAUCAGUGGCACUGAAUGUCAGUGAGCGCGUCGGAAUGAUAAUCAUAUGAAACACUUCGUAAACUUGUACUUUUUCCAUUAAAUAUAAACGUUAGAAACAUUUUAUCAGUUAAUGUUGUCAACGACCAAUCGUUUUAUGGAAUAUAUACAGGUUAAAUAUUGAAUAAUUCUCAAUUCUCAUUACUCCACGCAGUUACACAUACAUCAAUAAAUGUUGCUAUUGACAAUAGAUCCAUGCCAAAAGUUAUUACUUAACACAAAUUAAAUGUGAAUCUUAACUUUUGAAACUUUUGCAACUGGACCUUAAUUUAGACAAUGGCGAAUAAAAACUGCGCAUUAUUUAGGUUAACCAGUUGAACCUCGACAGUGUAGGUCCAUGUGACUCCCAAUGCGUUAAAAACAAAUGAGUAUAAUUUUGUCUUGUUUCGAACCCCUUUGUCAAAUGAUGAAUUUGUUAAACUCACUGAUACAGUGAAACUCAGAUAUCUCAUGCAUGUCGCCGGAAAAUUUGUAAAUUAUGUGUUUUUUCUCGUUAUUUCUGAUCAAGUGUCAUUAUAUUGAGU